AUGGCGGGUCUUAUGGACAUCGAUCUCGACCGCGUCGCGCUCACAAUGGCGGAUCCUAUGGACAUGAACGUCGGGGGCGUCGAAUUCAUGAGAAUGGAGUCCCCGGCUGACCCCGAACUGUCUUUCCACCUAUUUCCUAGCCUACCCUAUGAGCUCCGUUUGGAAAUAAUCGAGGAGUGGUUCCGCAGCCGAGGAGACGUCUACUGGACCCCGGGAAAUUUGAAUGUUACCUGGUCUGGUGCCUGGAUAUACAACGCGCGCAGCGCGGGCAGCGCGCGCAGCAGACGCCGCAACCCGCUUGCAGAAUAUGCCACCAUCGACAAGCAGUGGAAAUUAGCGAUUGAGAAGCUCACCUUUCUUUCCCUGUCGUUUGUGAUUCCCGAGCUUGGCAGGAGUGCUUUACUCGACGAUGGUGAGAGCUGUUAUCGCUCCAACGCUAUGCAGGGUUACGACAGCCCCGAUGUGCUCGACGACUUUGAGAGGAUCUGCGUUAGAGAACGAAUAAAUGCGGUCAUGAAUUUGUCCCUUUCGAUCAACCCACAUAAUUCAGGCCCCUUCCCCACAGUUACAGCCCUGAACACAAUGUUUCCCGCUGGCGGGCACGGCGACAAUCCCGACCUAUCCGUCGUCCAGGCCAAGGCCGUCGCCAGAGCAGCAUUCAUGAAGGUCUUGAAGGUCCUCGAGCGCUUCCGAGAAUCAAGGCUCAAAAGAUUCUCUCUCGACUCCGGUCCCGCCGGGCUCAGGAUGGCUGACCCCGUGUCGCCCGCGGACCACUCACUUCAUCUGGGCCAGUCUCUAUACGCUUUGACGUGCAGAGUCGAGGUACUGAGUCUCUGGCACGUAGUCGACUUGCCAUACUUCCUCAAACAGUCGUGGGCUGCCAAGAAGGAACCGUCGCGGGGCGCCCCGGUCCCGGCCUGGCCCAGCCUGAGAAACCUCAGCCUCAGCAACUAUGUCAACGUGGAGACCCCGGACUGCGACCGCGAGGCGGCCGAGCUCUACGAAUCCGUCACACACGCACUACCACAGAUCCCAAAGCUGAGCGAGCUAGACCUCUCGCUAGAUGUACCGAGAUUUCUAGACACCGAGAGACUCCAUCUUCUGCAAAGCACCAGGGUCUACAUCGAUAUACCACCACGAAAUGGACGCUCGGCAACACGGGGCGGACGUCUGAGUAUCCACGGUCCGGCGCCAGACCAAGCGACGAUAGACGGGUGGUUGCAAAUCGCACGAAGACAGUGGGAUUGCAACCUGUGGAUCUUCUGA
Molecule: messenger RNA, 1266 nt
Organism: Diaporthe batatas
Lineage: Eukaryota; Fungi; Ascomycota; Sordariomycetes; Diaporthales; Diaporthaceae
Exons: 1
Coding region: 1-1266 (421 amino acids)
Source: RefSeq, a predicted model, not a curated record